AAAUAUCGAGUUGUUUUUCAAUUUCAGUGAAUUUUUGACGUUGCUAGUACUUGCUCGAUUUCAUCAAGUUUUCAUAAAUGUAGUGCUUAGGAUUUUUCAAUAUGUUUCUAAUAUAAGUAGUUUAUUAGGAAAUAAAAUAUUCCAGUUUUAAAUGACGCCCACAAAGACUACAAAAACUGAAGUAGAAAUGGUGAUUCGGAAUAGAAAAACUGUUAUGAAAGACGGGAUAAUGACAAUGUCGGGUAUCGGAGAGCCUUCAGUCUUCCACGCAUUGGUGGUUAUAUUCUUGGAGUUUUUUGCAUGGGGACUACUCACGAUGCCGAUAAUAUCGGUCUUAAAUGCCACUUUCCCAGAUCACACGUUUUUGAUGAAUGGACUCAUAAUGGGUAUCAAAGGCAUCUUAUCGUUCCUGUCAGCUCCAUUAAUUGGAGCUUUAUCCGACGUGUGGGGGAGAAAAUUCUUCCUACUAGUGACAGUGUUCUUCACAUGCGCGCCGAUCCCGCUCAUGACCUUCAACACUUGGUGGUUCUUCGCGAUGAUAAGCAUCAGCGGUGUAUUUGCAGUGACCUUCUCGAUUGUGUUCGCGUACGUGGCUGAUGUAACGACAGAAGCUGAGAGAUCGCGCGCGUAUGGCUUGGUGUCUGCAACAUUUGCCGCUAGCAUGGUGAUAUCGCCAGCCCUGGGCGCUUACCUCAUGGAUCUUUACGGCGAGGCGCUCGUUGUCGCUGCCGCCACAGCGGUAGCGGUCCUUGACGUCUUCUUCAUCAUGGUUGCGGUUCCUGAAAGUCUUCCAGAGAAAGUGCGCCCUAGCGGCUGGGGCCCAGCUAUAAGUUGGGAGCAAGCAGACCCGUUUGCUGCUUUACGAAAAGUCGGCGCCGAACGUACAGUGCUAAUGUUAUGUGUCGCGGUGUUCUUGUCUUACUUGCCCGAAGCCGGACAAUAUUCGUGCAUUUUUGUGUAUUUGAAACUAGUGAUGGGCUUUGGUGUCGUACAAGUGGCGAUAUUUAUCGCGAUCGUUGGUGUCCUCAGUAUUGCCGUGCAAGUUGUUCUUGGAUUCCUCAUGCGGGUUCUCGGUGCAAAGCACACUAUUAUGCUUGGAUUACUGUUUGAGAUGAUGCAGCUCAUGUGGUAUGGGUUUGGGAGCCGAACAUGGAUGAUGUGGGCUGCAGGAGUAUUGGCAGCCCUCGGCUCACUUACAUACCCAGCAAUUAGUGCAUAUGUGUCAGUCAACAGCAGAGCAGACCGACAAGGUGUGGUCCAGGGUAUGGUGACUGGAGUGCGUGGGCUCUGUAAUGGACUUGGCCCAGCUAUGUUUGGAGUCAUUUUCUACCUAUUCCAUGUUGACCUUAAUGAAGAACAUGCAGUGCCUGGAAUUAAUGCACGACCUGAUGAAGAGAAAUAUGUUAGGAUGGUCCCUGGACCACCUUUUGUGCUUGGUGCUCUGCUGGUUAUUUGUGCAUUACUUGUGGCCGCAUUCUUGCCCGAAGACGGAACAGUGGGAGCACGACGAGCUUCACCAGAUUUGCGGUUCGAAGUAGAACGUGGACGGCGUGUGGCUGGCCCUCUGUCCCCUUUGAUGGCCCCUGAGUCUGCUGCCCUCUAGCUAGCGGCCAAGGCCGGCCGAGCGGCCAGCGUUUAAUUGACAGGGCUGUGCAUGCCGUGUGGCGUCUGGGAGAUUGCAUUUAUGAAGGUACCAAAGCGAACUCAGUGAAAAAAGUGAGUCCACAAUUUUAUGAUUGCACCAACUACAUUCCUGCAUUUCAUCUGUUAAUUACUGCUUGUCAGAUACUGAAUACUUGUUCAUGUUUUUUAAAACUUUAAACUUAUUUUUGUAAUCAUUUCCAUUGGCUCUAGAAGUCAUGUACAUAAUAUUAUAUUUUAUAAAUAAAAUAAAAUCAUAAGUUGUUUAAG
Messenger RNA from Vanessa tameamea, 1911 nucleotides. Its product is annotated as hippocampus abundant transcript 1 protein. The coding region runs from base 152 to 1603 and encodes 483 amino acids. The transcript has a single exon. The record is from RefSeq and is a predicted model, not a curated record. Gene Ontology annotation, biological process: transmembrane transport. Lineage: Eukaryota; Metazoa; Arthropoda; Insecta; Lepidoptera; Nymphalidae. Gene Ontology annotation, molecular function: transmembrane transporter activity. Gene Ontology annotation, cellular component: membrane.